This is a messenger RNA of Epithele typhae, 1137 nucleotides long. RefSeq names its product NAD-P-binding protein. The transcript is spliced from 6 exons. The record is from RefSeq and is a predicted model, not a curated record. NCBI's taxonomy places the organism in Eukaryota, Fungi, Basidiomycota, Agaricomycetes, Polyporales, Epitheliaceae. The coding region runs from base 1 to 1137 and encodes 378 amino acids.
AUGCACGUCUUCCUUCUUGGUGCCACAGGUUAUAUCGGCGGCUCCGUCCUUUCGCACCUCUUGUCAAGCCCCGCCGCAUCUCGUUACAAGAUCACGGCGGCCGUACGCAGCGAGGAAAAGGCAGAGAAGAUACGCUCCUUUGGAGUAGACGCUGUGCUCGCAAGCCUCGAUGAUACGGAGCGACUCGAGGCGCUAGCUUCGCAGGCGGAUGUCGUCGUUGAAUGCGCAGACGCGGACCAUUCUGCGUCCACCAAAGCCAUUCUUUCUGGUUUGAAGAAAAGGCAUCAAGAGACUGGGCAAGUGCCCGCGCUCAUCCACACUGUGAGCUGCGCGACCUGCAUCUCAGACCCAUCUGACACCGAUGUCCGCAGUCAGGCACUGGUAUGUGGUCCUCCAGGAAUGCUAAGUAGUCAAACCGUUCACUACAGUCACGGCCCAGGUGUCUUGACCGACAAUGCAGCGGGGAUGUUUGCCACGGACACAAUCUGGUACGACAACGACCCGGACCAACUGGACACAAUCGCGCCAAGCCAGCCUCACAGAGAAGUAGAUCUGGCAGUAAUCGCAGCUGAUAGCGAAGGCUACGUGAAGACAUUUCUCGUACUGCCCUCGACCAUCUACGGUCUCGUGGAGGGUCAACUCGUAGACGCAGGCAUCAUGAAUCCUCAAUCACAGCAGAUCCCGCGCUUAAUCAGGACAGGGAUUGCCCGGAAGCAGGCCGGUAUGGUAGGGCUGGGGCGUAACAUAUGGCCUAACGUACACAUCAAAGAUGUUGCUGGGCUGUAUGAGACGAUAUUACACGCCCUGAUGGAAGGUAGGGAGAUUGGGCACGGCAGGGAGGGAUAUUACUUCGGAGAAAACGGAGAGCACACACUACUGGCUCUGGCGGGGGAGAUAGGAAAGGUGCUUGUGAAGCUAGGUGUGGCGUCCUCCGAAGAGCCGACUACGUUCACUCCGAAAGAGUUGAAGGAGUAUCUCGCAGGGUCCAAAAGCCUUGGGAUAAAUUCACGAUGUCGGGGGGAGCGUUCGAGGAGCGUUGGGUGGAAAGCAAUAAAUGGGACGGAGGACAUGCUCGCGGGCAUCGAGGCCGAGACGACGUAUAUCCUCAGCACAGGCAAAAUGGAGCAAAGGCUGUAG